CACCCAACCUUAAAGUGCAAAGUCGAAUGUACCGCUUACUAUUUAAUGACGCAAAACUAUUACUACAAGCAUGAAGUUCAGGGUGGCCAUGUAUACAUACAUUGCAAAUGGUUGAACGAUGUUUCGUUGGAAGCCGAUUCCACCCAGAUAAUAUGCGAAAUAUCGCUUUCCGAUACGACUGCCUUCUGGCAUACUCAAGUCACUAUGGCAGACAUCCUUCGCUUCAGAUCUUUACAUAUUGAUGUGGACCUUUGGAAACAAUUGAUCCAAGCAGCUCUUGUUGGAAAUUCGGAGUUCAGAGGAGAGCCUCUAGAUCGAAGGCUGGACUUUUCAAAGCCUCAAUGCACUAUUUCAUGGGUGAGCCGUUUGGAAGGCUCUAUUGAUCUGCAAAUUGCCGAAGUCACGUUAGAGCGAAGUCAAGAUAAAGACACACCCAGCCAAUGGAAGUCUUUGUUAAAUGAUCUCUUCGACGAUGAAAUGUAUCUAAAGGAAUCGAGAGAUGCCAUGAUGACUAGGAUAAAAGGGCUGGAGGAGACGUGCGAGCAAUUGAAACACGCAGCGGAGAGAAUCGUUCGUGAUAAGCUGGAUGCUGAAUUAUUACUUAUGGACAAGUUCAAGUUGAUUCUGAAUGCGAAGAAACGCAAGAUAAAGAAUCUGACUACGGUCCUUCAAAAUGCUGAUCUUUUGCAAUCAAAUGAGCCUCCCUUAGCUGGAGCAUCCAAUUCGCCUGCUGUGGGAUCCACAUCUGCAUCUAUGUCCAACACGCAAACUGCAUUGACCAGAAGAGAUAAAGGCAAAAGAAAACGAACUCAAAGCCAUGAUAUUAUCGGCGAAGGGUCUUCUUUAUCUCAAACCGGAUCUCAACCAACACCCAAGCGGAAACCAACCACGUAAGUUGGUUAAAUUGAUAUAAGUACGAACUUGAGAGCAGAUACUGACUUAUGUCAUAGGCGUAAACGCUCACCGUCUGCCACACCAUCGUUGGAAGAGCUCACAACAGAUUCUCCAUUUAAAACAAAUAUAAAAAUGGAACCCAGUGAUAAAGUCGACAGACCAU
This is a messenger RNA of Umbelopsis ramanniana AG, 1057 nucleotides long. RefSeq lists its product as uncharacterized. Gene Ontology annotation, cellular component: DNA ligase IV complex; nucleus; DNA-dependent protein kinase-DNA ligase 4 complex. The transcript has 7 exons. The record is from RefSeq and is a predicted model, not a curated record. NCBI's taxonomy places the organism in Eukaryota, Fungi, Mucoromycota, Umbelopsidomycetes, Umbelopsidales, Umbelopsidaceae. Gene Ontology annotation, biological process: DNA recombination; double-strand break repair via nonhomologous end joining; response to X-ray. The coding region runs from base 46 to 894 and encodes 282 amino acids. Gene Ontology annotation, molecular function: DNA binding.